CCCCCACUGCCUGCGUGCCCUACCAAGAUGGCGUCCUCAUCAACCCGUCGAACCGGCUGGCACUAGUAGGAGAGUGCCUGGACAUGUGCCAAGAAAACAUGACAUACAGCUGGCAGGUUUUCGACGACUUGGGCAAGCCUGUCAAGGAGGUGGACACGCUAUGCGGACCAACCGCAGAUUGCGGUGCUGUGUUCAUAACGGCCAAGACAGUGAAGGACUUGGCCAUCGGGGCGAGGUUUUUCGCCAUCAACCCAAGCAUCGGGAGAUUCCGGCUGAAGCUGACUAUGGGGACGCCAGCCAAGAUCUUCGGGUAUUCCCAGGCCUUGAUCAUCCUAAACCAGGCGCCGCUGGGAGGCGUGUGCACGAUCUCGGGAAGUUACGGCAAGGCGCUGGUGGACAAUUUCCCGACCUCCUGCAACAACUGGAAAGACGCUGAAAACGCCGGAAUCUCCAGCUAUGUCUUUUACACGUAUCAGGACAAACCGACGGGUCAGGUGAAGAACACCAUCGCCGCCGCCGCCCUGAGCAGCAUCAACAUCAUUUUCCCCGUGGGCUACUUCGAGGUCAGGUGCGAGAUCUGGGACACGUUCAACGCCUUCACGGACGUCCACAUCGGGUUCGUGAAUGUGACCAUGCCGACUGAGGAGGAGGUGCUUUUGUACAACAUGUCCGAGAAGAUGGAUUAUUUGUCAGCGGUGGGAGACCAGACGACCCUCGGGAUGGUCAUCGUGGCCUCCAGUUCGAUUCGCGAAAACGCCGACUGGCUCUCCCUCGACGAAUCGGCCAUGGGGAAUCUGACGGAAGAUGAGCAGUUAUCAAGACUCCGCGACAUCACGGGCAUGAACAAGAAUUCGCUCGAUCUUGCGCUCGAGUCGAUGAGCUUUGCCACACUGUCUCAGAUCAACGUGGGCGCUGGCAUCAUGGAGUCGUCCGUCAGUGGCAUCCUUACGUCGGACCUUGCAGCCUACACCGUUGACUUAGAGACGAGGGAGUCGGCGCUCAACCUCUUGGAUAAAAUGACAAACACACUGGACGAUGUGACCGUCGCCUCUCCGUACGAACUCCAACCUUUCUUGACAGCUUCCAUGAACACAAUGAGCGCCCUCAUGACGGGUUUGAAUAAGAUCAUCGAAAAUCCCGAGAAGGUUUGCCCGACAGAUCAAGACGCGGCCGGCGACUGGGACUACAACGUAGACCUCGGCGAUGACUUAUUGAUGGACGUCCCCCUUGACCGCGACGCGCAACUGAAGCAGAAUGUCUACGACACCACGAGGUUGAAGGCCAAGCAGCAGGUUGACAAGAUGAUGGGCCUGGUUGACAAAAUUAGCGAAAAGGUCAAUGAAAAGUGCGUUGUGGGCGAGACAGUGAAGGCCAAAUCAGAAAGCGGAGCGUCCAUUGUUGUUUCCAAGCUGACUGAAGAAGUGUUGUGGAGGGGCAUGCUCGUUGACCCUGGGGAUGAAUUUAAUGCAUCUGUCAAAUUUCCAGAACUAUUUUGCCCUUCCCGAUACAACACACCAAACACAAGGUGCAAAGAGGAGUUCUCCAUGACAGUUGUAGUGUGGCCAUGCAUUACGCAUGUGUUCCCCGCGUCCAAAGAGCUGCUCACCAAUCGGACUAAAGUCAUUAGCAUUGAUAUUGCAGUCAGAAGUGAAAAAAUCGAUGUUAAGAAUGAGACGAAUCCGAUCAUCCUCGAAAUUCCUCGCGAUCCUCAGACUCUCCCAAAUCCAUUGCACGUGAACACCAAGGACGUGAUCAAUGCCCAUUUGCCAAUAGUGUACCAUUCUUUCAACAUCACGAGGGAAUCUUCAGCUUUUACCAUUGACGUGUUUCCAGUGGACAGCCUUCCUUCGCAGAUGGUGCUUAUGAUUGGCUAUGAAAGGAUGCCUACUCCUUCGAAUUACAGUAGCAUUCACUUGAUUAGAGAUUUCCCCGAAGGCGAGAAUAAUUCCUAUACCUUCUUCGUCAACACCAAAGAUAAUAAGAACAGGGUCGGGAGAUUCUUCUUGGGCAUGGCACUCCUGAAAACCGGAGUCUCCAUCAGCAGUCUCUCCAGCGAAAGGCCUCUGACGAAAGAGGAUUUAGUAGAAGAUUUCGACACGUCUUACAGACUUCGUGUAUAUACAUCAGGCUGUUAUUUCUUCGAUGAAGUACUGGAGGAGUGGUCUGGCACGGGCCUGAACGUAGUGAGUGCCACUCCCAGAAUCACCACUUGCGAGACGAGGCACUUGACACCCUUUGGAUCAGGAUACUUUCCCGCCCCGAACACUGUGGACUUCGAUUUCAUAUUUGCCAAUGUUGGAUUUAAUGAUAACCUGACGCUGUACAUGGUUCUGAUUAUAACAUUCGUGUGUUAUGUGAUUAUGAUGAUCUGGGCUCGGUUCAUGGAUAAGAAAGACAUAGAACAUCGUGGUGUGUUACCCCUCGAAGAUAACCAACCUCAGGACAAGUACCUGUAUGAGAUCACGAUCACCACCGGGCCGGACAAAGAAGCCGGAACGAAUUCCAACAUCCAGUUCAUGGUCUCGGGAGAAUAUGCCGAGACGGACGUGAGAAUCCUGCCGGAGUCAGAUGGAAAGCGUUUCCAUCGGUACAGUGUGGAUGCCUUCGUCAUGAGCACUCCGGGACCUUUGGGACAUAUCAGUUAUCUCCGCGUUUGGCAUGACAACAGUGGCAACCCGCCAUUUGAUUGCUGGCAGCUGCAGUCGGUCGUCAUUCGGGACCUGCAGACAAGAAAAAAGUUCGUCUUCCAAGUGAAUAACUGGCUGGCACUAGACAGAGGCAAAAUGACUGUGGACUUGCUGCUCUCGCCCUCGGAGUCUGAGGAAGGCAAGUCCUUCACCGAGGAUUUCUAUGUGAAGGGACACAGGAAUGCAAAUGAAGGCCACAUUUGGAUGUCUAUAUUUCUGCGCCCAACUGGCUCAAGGUUCAGCAGGAAAGAGAGGGUGACCGUGUGUGCUUUCUUCCUUUAUGUCUCAAUGCUACUUAAUGCUGUGUGGUACAAAUCCCAAGUAGAGAGUCCUCGCAGCGGUCUCUUCAACUUUGGUCCUAUAACAAUCUCCAUGGAGCAGACGGUGACAGGCAUCUUCACGGCCAUCGCUGUAUUCCCUGUUGUCAUGCUGUUCAUCUUCAUCUUCAAAAGGGCGAGGCCGUACAAGCUCAAAAAAUGCCGAGCUCUUGAGGCCUUUGCCAAGAGCCGAAAGCAAGCCGGUCUGCCCGUCACCCACGACGACGGCCCUGUCAGCACCUACGACUCAGACUCGGUCGACUCCAAGAACCCGAGCAAGGACCCAAGCCCCGUCAAGUGCCUGCCUUGGUGGACGCGCCUCGUGGCCUGGAUCCUGCUCCUGGGCCUCAUCGGCGUCUCAGUGUUCUUCGUGUGGUCCUACGGCGUCAUGUGGGGCGAAACCAAGACGGUGAAGUGGUGCUCCUCCUUCAUCACCUCCUUCUUCAUUUCCCUCCUGAUGUCGCAGUGGAUCAAGGUCCUCAUCAUGACCACCAUCGGCGCCGCCUGCUGCAAGAAGAUGGACAACGUCACGGAAGACAUCGACUGCGACGAGGAACUUCCGGCUCUGAAGAUCGACGAGGCCUGGAAGAAGCCGAAGCCGCUCGACAGCACCAUGUCGCGCAAGGUGCACCGAGUAGGAGGCGUGGACCCGAAGGAAACCGACGUGGCUGCGCUCGCGUCGCGCCUGACGAAGGAGAGGGAGAUGGGCUUCGUGAUCAGAGACAUCGGCGCUUACUGCUUGUUCCUUCUGCUGCUCUACGUGCUGGUGUCGGGUCGGACGGACGAAAACGCCUUCCUCCUGCAGGACCACAUGAGAAAUGUGUUUAUUAAAGAAGGGAAUAUGGAUUUCGAUUUCAGUACGAAGGUCGUCACAGGAGACCACUUUUGGUUCUGGAUGCGGAACGUGAUGCUGAAGGAACUUCGGGCCCAGAGGUGGUACAACGACGAGCCGCCCUAUGGGUUGCGAGGCUUUUUAGGUGACAGGAACAACAGGAUAAUGGGCUAUGCUAUCCUGCGUCAAGUGCGGUCCGACUCAACCAGGUGCAAAGUCGUGAAACCCAUGGACACGCUAGUCAAGUCCUGUUCGGGCUCUCGCGGGAUCCUCGACGAAGAGUAUAGGGACUACUGCGCACACUGGAAGGUUAAUGCCACAUUUAGCGGCGCUUGCCAGUAUCCUGAAUUCCAUUACCAGACAGCGGGAGAGCUGCAAACUUACCCUAUGGUGGGGUAUCUGGGCACCUACGGUGGUGGCGGCUACGUUGUUAGGCUAAAGGGAGCACAAAGUGACAUCACCGACAGGCUACUCGUGCUACAAAAGCUCAACUGGAUUGACAGGUGCACUCGUGCAGUUAUGUUGGAGUUUUCGACUUUCAAUGCGAACAUCAACCUCUUCGCAACGGCCAGUGUAAUCGCCGAGUUCAACGAGGGAGGAGGCAUCGUCCCAAAGUGGCGAUUCGAACCUAUAAGGCUCCUCCCCAAAAGCGGAGCCACAGGGUACAUCGUUACCCUCUCAGAGAUUAUCUUCGUCGUGUGUACCGUCAUCUUCACCUUGAAAGAACUAUGGAAAAUCAAGAAGCAAAAGUGCUCCUAUUUUGCAUCCUACUGGAACAUCGCCGAGAUCUGCAUUCUGAUAACUUCCUACGCUACUGUCGGGGUUUAUGUCUACAGGUAUCUCCUUACACAAGAAGCCCUAGAAAUCUUUGAACAAACGUAUGGCAAUGGUUACAUCAGGCUCGACUCCGCUGCUCUCAUGGAUCAGUUCUAUCUGUACCUGGUUGCCAUCAUCUGCUUCUUCUCGACCCUAAAGCUCAUCAAGCUCUUGCAAUUCAACAAGAGGAUGGACGUCUUGGCUCUCACCAUCAGACUCUGCUGGGAUGAACUCUCCAUCUUCUUCGUUGCUUUCGGGAUCAUUUUCUUCGCUUUCAGUUGCCUCUUCUACUUCAUGUUCCUCAUGCAGCUCGAGGAGUUCGCGAGAUUUAUCGCCGCCAUCGAGACCUGCUUCAAGAUGAUGCUCGGCAAGUUCAAUUUCGAGGCGAUGAACAUUGCCAAUCCCAUGUCUCCUAUCUUGUUCUUUGUGUUCUCCGUGGUAAACAGCAUGAUUCUCAUCAACAUCAUGCUUACUAUCAUCCUGAAGGCCUUCAACGACGUCAAGGUAGACCUCGCAAACCGCGAGAACAAAUACGACGUCAUUGACUUCGUGUGGUCGUCCGUGAGACGCACAUUGCGAGUGGAAGAGCGACCGCCGCACCACGUCACCCCCGACGUCGAAGAAAAGGCAGCCAAAAUGAAAUCCCAACCAACCUACGGUGACUCACAUGAACUGCCAGAUAAGGUAUCUCAGCUCAUGAAGUACAUCGGCGACACUUACUUCGACGGCCGCCUGGACCUCAACGACUCCAUGGCCAUGAAGCAGAUGAUGGGAGGGAGGAUGCGCACCGCCAAACGGUCGAAUUCCAAGAGGAACGUGCUGUCCAGUGACUAAAGGGUUGAAUGACGGAUUGCCUAAAGUUUGCCGCAUCGUCAGCUGAAGUCCCAAGUGGCUGGGAAUAAUAAAUAACCAACCCUCUCCUUUACCCCUUCACACACCCACACUCCUUGCUGCAAAAACUCAAAUGUUAACGAUGAUGUAGACAUAGUGUGUUUUGGUUUGAUAUAUAUGUGAUAUAUAUUGAGUUGUGUGUAUAUAUAGUAAUAAUAUAUAGUAAUUAUCUGUGGUACAAUCCCUAGCUAAUCAGGUAUUUUCAUUUCACUUAUUGAAAAAUUGUCAAUUGUUACAGAAUUUCUUUAGAAUAAUAUAUUAUUUCCAAGGGACUGUUUCCAACAUCUCGCAUGACGUCCAUAAUUUAAGAAUACACACAAAACAAUGAAGAAUUAACAUGAAGUGAUUUUCAGCAGUAACAGGUAUUACAGCAUCUUUACUUAAUGCUGUCAGAAACCAAAUGGCUGUUCCUUUUACCACUGAUAUCUGGUAAUCGACAUUGCCCAUCUACUUCAAAACAAGAAAAAAAUAAACCAUUAAACGACAAAAGGACGAGAAGUAGCCCCGUAUCAAGUGUACUGUACCUCGCCACAAUUCCUAUUGUUAGCCCCUGGAAUAGUUGAUAAAAGGGGAGGUUUUAAAAGCUCAUGUUUAUAUCCUAUUUUUGGUUUAUACCUACUACAUUUAUUUUCUUGUCAUUAUUACUUACUUAUACCUACUAGAAGGCUGUUCAAUCAAAAUAUGAUACAAGUGAAAUAAAAUCACAACAGAACAGAAAAGUGAUAUAAGUAUUCAAUGAAAUUAGAUGCAGCCUAAAAAGUAAAUUGAAAAAAAUGCCAUUACGAUUCAUCAACACAACUUUAGCUGAUGUAAGAAAGGGAAACUGAGAAAAUUAUUUUUUUUAGACGAAACGUUCGAUAUUGAAAAUUAUGCUCUAUGCCAUUAUGCUCCGUAAAUGGCGGGAAAACAUGCCCUUCGUUUCCCGUCCAUUUAAAAAAAAAAGUAAAUUCACAUUACCUAAAACUGGUUAUAAAAUUUCCCCUUCCAAAUACUUCAGCUUGAGACUUCAUUCAUGAAAUUGUUGUUAUUAUCUCACUGAAAAAUAAGAUAGGAAGAAAGUAUAGUAAAAAUUAUUUUUGUUUUUGUUUGUUUUCUCUUUUUAUCUUUUCUUUUUUGACUCGUAGAACGUUUAUCUACAUAGAAUUACCUGUUUUUUUUCUUACUGUUUACUUCAUCUUUUUUUUUUUUUCUUUAAAACGAG
Messenger RNA from Penaeus vannamei (Pacific white shrimp), 6744 nucleotides. The record is from RefSeq and is a predicted model, not a curated record. Lineage: Eukaryota; Metazoa; Arthropoda; Malacostraca; Decapoda; Penaeidae.